AAUCUGUGCCAUGGAGCUGUUUUCAAAGCGAAGGUCUUCCCAAAACCGACCGUUUUCUGCACUCAGACGCGGUGGCGGUGGAGGGGAGACGGCGCACUCGAAUUCAGUACGACAACAGACACAGGCCAAGAUGGAGUUGGCCCCACUGAUACUGAUGCCACCGAGACCACAACACUCUCUGCAAGUUCCUGAACCUCCUUCUAGAGCCAGCUCGGAGACUGACAGCGACAUGGGUCCAGGGACUGAGAGGAGGCGGGACGACCGACGACGAGGAAGGCUUAACGCGGAACUUCUCACUGGAGUAUUGUACGGGAGCGUGGAUGAAGUGAAGAGGAGCCUAGAGGCAGGGGCGUCCGAGAAUGCAACAUGUCGACCAACCCGAACCACAGCCCUUCACCUCGCAGUGGCCUGUAGACAUGAGGAUGUGACCUCACUGUUGCUCUCAUGGGGCGCAGACGCUCUACGGCGAGACUUGGAGGGUAGACAGGCCAUACACCUAGCAGCGGCUGUGGGUGACCAGGGGAUACUGAGGGCGCUGAUAGACCACAACCCAGACAAUGUCAACAGCCAGGUGGAGGCUGGGACGGUGGCCAGAGACAACGAUAGCUUGGACUCUUGGAGUCAUGACCACAGCUCUGUGGCAGACAAGAUUCCUCCUGUCUCCCAAGGAGCCACACCCCUCCACCUUGCUACUCAGAGAGCCCAUCUUCCUUGUGUUACUCUCCUGCUGGAGAGAGGAGCCAAGGUGAACAUCCAAGAUAGAAGAGGUCUGACCCCACUAGAUGUCGUAGGAGAAAUGCCAACAAAGACUGACACACUUGAUGUAAUGCCAGACUCCAUCCCCUUCAAAGACACAGCUGUAGCCAGGAUAAACAAACUGCGACAACGAAUCGGCUUUCCUGGCACUCCUAAGAAAAAAAGCCUCAGUAGAGACGAUUCUGGAGACUCCACCUCUUCAAAAUCUUUCCUCCGAAUAGCCUCGGAAGAUCCCGAACCAAUGUUUGAAACUAGGGCUUUGCCAGAAGAGCUAGAUCAUCGGGAAUACAGACACGCAGCCGUUUCUAAAUCUGCUAGUGUGGCACAGAAAAUCGUCAAUAGUUUGAUUGACAAAGGUGCAAAAAUGCCAAAGUCAAAAGUUAUUGUUAAACAAGGUGGGGUGCAAAACCAAGUUGCGAUGCAGGUCAAUUGCCUUCACACUGCUGUGGAGCAAGAGGAUCUUCAUCUGAUUGAGUUCCUGUUGGACAACGGAGCUUGCCAACUAACGUGGAACAGUGAAGGGCUUACACCUCUUCAUCUUGCAGUCGCCAAGCAGCUUCUUGAACCAACCAGAGUGCUGCUGGAGAAGAACAAAUCAUUCCAGGUAGUUGAUGCCCGGGACAACCAAGGCAGGACACCCCUUCACCUAGCCGUUGCUCUGGAGUGGUUUCCGGGAGUCAGUCUGCUGCUAGAGGCCGGAGCUGAUGUCAAGGUCACUUCCAAUGACAAACAGACAGUCCUCCACCUCGCUGCUGCUAAAAGUCAUCCUCAGCUGCUGGAGGAGCUUCUCACAAUUCCAGAAUCAGUCAAGAUCAUCGAUAGCCGUAACUACCUUCACGAGACACCAUUGUGUUCAGCUGUGUGUGCUGGACAGCUGCACUGCAUAGAUCUGCUACUAGGCAGAGGUGCAGACAUAACUACGGUGCUACCUGGAGAUAUCAGCUUACUUCAUCUGGCAGCAGAGAGGGGUAAUGUCGCCAUCCUUGGAAAACUACUGAAGGACCCUCGUAUUACAUCGUUGAAGAACAUACGGACUAAAGAGGGCAAAGGUGGAGUGACUGCUUUACACUUUGCCGCUCUUGGUGGAUUUGUGUCUUGUGUCGAGAUCUUAAUCACCUCUGGAUGUAGCGUGUUCGAGGUAACAACGAUGUUCCCCCAUCGAGGAUCCUCAGCUUUACAUCUUGCUGCGAUGAAAGGUCACACUAAAGUCGUAGAAGUUAUAGUGAGACAUGACAAAAGCACACUAAAUGUCAAAAAUGACGAAGGAUGGUACCCAUUACACGUUGCCGCUAGAUUUUCCAAAAAAGAGUGUGUGCGUUUUAUGUUACUUAACGGUGCCAAUUUAGGCGCCACUGUUUUUGAUUCGGCUGGAAACGAAAAGACAGCAUUCGAUAUUAUCGUUUACAGUAUACUACACCCGGUAACUUUUCUACAACGGAUUUUCGAUUGUUGUAUAGAAGUUAAUGAUUACGCGUUAAAUAGUCCCAAGUGCGAGAUCAAAGUGAAGUAUGGAAUUCUUGAACCUUUGGGCCCAGAUAGGAAACAGCUUAGGGUGCUUGAUUCAUUGCUGAACUGUGGGAAAAAUGCUGUGCAGGAAAAACUUCUUUUGCAUCCUCUGGUGGAAACGUUUCUUUAUCUGAAAUGGAAGAAGUUGAGAGUGUUUUUCUUCUUGAUGAUGGCUCUCUACUUGGUGUAUACUGUAUCUCUCACCACAAUGGCAAUGUCUUACUACGUGUUGAAGUCACAGUCAACUUUUAUCAACACUUGUGUAUCUGGAUGUCGCUUUACUCUAUGCAUCUCUCUUGCCCUCAUUACUUUGCAGGAGUUGCUUCAGGUCACUAGGAUGCAGCGGUAUUACCUGAAGGACCUGGAGUCGUGGGUCAAGUGGUCAUCAUUCCUGCUAUCCAUGCUGGUAUUGGUGGGUCAUCAGCCCGCGGAUUGGCUGAGACAUGUAUCCGCAGUUGCUGUGUUACUCUCCUGGCUCGAGCUGCUGUUUCUACUCUCCCGCUGGCCCUCUUCGCUGGGCUUCUACAUUCUCAUGUUCUUCACUGUGGCCAAGAAUGUUAUGAGGGUGAUGGCGACAUUCUUCUUCGUCAUCCUUGGGUUCAUGUUUGCUUUCAUGAUCCACUUCAAAGCGACCGGCCAAUUUACUGAUUGGUGGAGAUCAUUUGCCAAAGUGAUGGUGAUGGCGAUCGAGUUUGAGUAUGAGAACAUGUUUGACAAAGUUGAAGGAGUCGAUGCUAUAGUGGGACGAGCAAUCUUCCUCUCCUUCAUGGUGUUGGUGGCGAUCGUCAUGAUGAAUCUUCUGGUAGGUCUAGCCGUCAGCGACAUCGCCAUCCUUGAGAAGAAAGGGAGAGCGCAGCGUCUCGCCAAACAAAUAGACUUCCUCAGCAUGCUUGAGAUGUUCGUCUACAACCGAAGUUUAUUCGCCUGUUGCCCAAAGAAAUUGGUCGAGGGAGUUAAAAGAUGCAGAGCCGUAGACUGCGACCUGACCAUAGAACCGGGAAGGCCCUCCCUGAAAAAGCGACACCCCCUUACAGAAAGUCUGAAACAGUCUGUGAUAAACAAUAUAAUUGAGAGGAAGAAAAAUACUGAAGAUGAUUCUUGUGCUGAUUCUGAUGAAGAUUGUGAAUCAAGCACAAAAGAGCAGUCGCCUAAAGGAAAUGAGUUUGAAAUGGAAAAGAACGGAAAGAAAAAUCCAGAAAAUCAACAAAUGAAUAAUACACUUCAGGUGAUAAUGAAUGAGUUGAAUUUGAUAAGACAGGAACUUGACAGUAUGAAAACAAAUAGUCAGAGGCCAUCUUUCACAGGUCAGCCACGAACUGUUCCUUUUAAUGUUUUAGAAAAUGAAAACUCUGGACUUUUAAGAACGUGAUAGUUUUUUUAAGAUAUAACAAUCAAUAAUAAGCUAAUACUGUA
This is a messenger RNA of Macrosteles quadrilineatus (aster leafhopper), 3675 nucleotides long. RefSeq names its product serine/threonine-protein phosphatase 6 regulatory ankyrin repeat subunit B-like. Bases 11 to 3631 code for a protein of 1206 amino acids. Lineage: Eukaryota; Metazoa; Arthropoda; Insecta; Hemiptera; Cicadellidae. Gene Ontology annotation, molecular function: monoatomic ion channel activity; protein binding. The transcript is spliced from 8 exons. Gene Ontology annotation, cellular component: membrane. The record is from RefSeq and is a predicted model, not a curated record. Gene Ontology annotation, biological process: monoatomic ion transport; transmembrane transport.